This is a messenger RNA of Daphnia magna, 1079 nucleotides long. RefSeq names its product transmembrane protein 177. The coding region runs from base 1 to 975 and encodes 324 amino acids. Lineage: Eukaryota; Metazoa; Arthropoda; Branchiopoda; Diplostraca; Daphniidae. The transcript has 3 exons. The record is from RefSeq and is a predicted model, not a curated record.
AUGACGAACAAAUUUGUGGCUUUUUUUGCUACGCCUAACGGCCAGACAACAUCAGCUGUGGCAGUUUUGGUAGCCACAUCUUCAGCUUUAUUGGCAAAAUAUUUACCAAAUUCUUUACUGGUGGAGCAAUCACGGGAAUUUCUGCAACUAUUCAAGGGUGGUUUACCGGUUCCAGUGUCUGCUGAAACAAUUCAAAAAAUAAAUCAAGUUAAAAGUGAUUUGAGACUGGAAGAAGAUGUAGCAAACAGAAUACCUACAGAAAAAGCCUUUACUGUUUUUGGUUUUGACGUACUCCACAUUGGGUCUGCUACUUUUAAGACUGGAGCCCUGCUUGGAAUACCCGUCAAUUUUUCCUAUAAAUCUUCCAUCAGCGAGGCAGACAAGAAAAAAAUAGUUGUAGGACAACAGACUGUCCACUGGAGUACACCUGAAGGACUAGCACUGGAAUCUUCCUUGAUUUUGUCCGAUUCGGCUCAAAAGUAUGCAAUAGCCCGAGAAAUGGCCAAAGCAAAUACCCACCAUGUGGCAAUCCAAACGGGGCUCAAUGGGGCCGCCGUCUUUGUCUAUUACUACUUGACUUAUACGUUCAAUAGGAGAGCAAAUAUGUUUGCACGUCCUUUGAAGCUUCGUGUCGUACUUUACUCGCUAUUAGGCUCUAUAGCGUUUACUACAUGGUUAUUCUUGAAAGAUUUCACAACCUAUCGUUGGGAAGAGAAAGGGGAUGAAAAGGCAGCCAGCGUAUCAGAGGAAUACGCGCAAGGGGCCCUCGAAUUCUACAGCAAGAUUUUGCAAAGGAAUUUGGCAAUGCGAUCCCUUCUUGGCGAUGAAGGACCCAAGUUGUAUACCAGCUCCGGUAAUGAUCGUGAGACUUUUCGAACCAAACAUGUCCCCUUUGUGGUCCUUCGAGACAGAGCUGCAGCUCGUUGUGAAUCUUUUAAAAAGUCAAAAGAGCCUGAAGUACCGACUCCUACAUAAAUGGGAUGAAUAGUAAUUCAUCCCAUUUCUAUUGUCUAGCUGCCAUUAGCUGUCUUGUAAAAGUAAAAUAAAAUUUAAAUAUCCAUCUAAGGAUGCAAAAGGAA